This is a messenger RNA of Ornithorhynchus anatinus (platypus), 3661 nucleotides long. RefSeq names its product alkB homolog 5, RNA demethylase (gene ALKBH5). Gene Ontology annotation, cellular component: nucleus. Gene Ontology annotation, biological process: mRNA processing; mRNA export from nucleus. NCBI's taxonomy places the organism in Eukaryota, Metazoa, Chordata, Mammalia, Monotremata, Ornithorhynchidae. Gene Ontology annotation, molecular function: oxidative RNA demethylase activity. The record is from RefSeq and is a predicted model, not a curated record.
AGUGGGGAGGCGGCCGCCGACGGGACCGGCCGGGGGGCUCCGGAGUGGCGGCCCGUGACGUAGGAAGGAAGGAGUCCUUUAAAGUGCCGAGGAGGCGGAGGGCGGCCCCGCUCCGCCGCCGUCCCGGGCCGCCGCCCCCCGGGGGAUGAGGAGGCGGACGAGACCCGGGUGAUGCGCCCCUGCGGCCCGCGGGGGACCUUAAAGGAGGUCGCGGGAGGAGGAGGAGGAGGAGGCCCCGCCGCGUCGGCGGGACGGGCUUAAGCGCCAUCGGAGGGCCGAGGACGGGCUUGGGCGUGGACCGGCCGGCGGCGGAGGAGGAGGAGGAGGGGGCGACGCAGGGGGUCGGGGAAGGAGCCCCCUCCCCCCCCACCCGGGGGCUGCAGGAAGGAAGGAGGGGCCUCUAUGGAGGGCUGAGCCCGCCGGGCCCCUCGUGGCUCCCCCAGCCAAGGGGCAGGCCAUGAGCAGGAGCGAGGACCGGCCGGCCGCUCAGUGAGGACAGGGGGCCGGGGGGGCCCCGCCAUGGCCGCCGCCGCCGCCGGCUACACGGACCUGCGGCAGAAGCUCAAGUCGAUGACUUCGCGGGACAACGCCAAGGCGGGAGCCGCCGCCGUCGUCGCCGCCGCCCCUGCAGCCGCCCCUGCCGCCGCAGCAGCAGCAGCAGCAGCACCGCCGCCGGUCCCGCCGGUCCCGCCGCCGCCCCCCCCGGCGGCCCAGCCCCCGGCUCCGCCCCCGGCGCAGCCCCAGAAGGAGGAGGAGGCCCGCAGGGUGAAGAGCGGCAUCCGGCAGCUCCGCCUCUUCGGCCCGGACGAGUGCGCCAAGAUCGAGGCCCGCAUCGACGAGGUGGUGUCCCGGGCCGAGAAGGGGCUCUACAACGAGCACACGGUGGACCGGGCGCCGCUGCGCAACAAGUACUUCUUCGGGGAGGGCUACACCUACGGGGCCCAGCUGCAGAAGCGCGGCCCCGGCCAGGAGCGCCUCUACCCGCCCGGGGACGUGGACGAGAUCCCCCCGUGGGUGCACCAGCUGGUCAUCCAGAAGCUGGUGGAGCACCGGGUCAUCCCCGAGGGCUUCGUCAACAGCGCCGUCAUCAACGACUACCAGCCCGGCGGCUGCAUCGUCUCGCACGUCGACCCCAUCCACAUCUUCGAGCGGCCCAUCGUGUCCGUGUCCUUCUUCAGCGACUCGGCCCUCUGCUUCGGCUGCAAGUUCCAGUUCAAGCCCAUCAGGGUGUCGGAGCCGGUGCUCUUCCUGCCCGUGCGGAGGGGCAGCGUCACCGUGCUCAGUGGAUAUGCAGCCGAUGAAAUUACCCACUGCAUACGGCCACAGGACAUCAGGGAGCGGCGAGCUGUCAUCAUCCUUCGAAAGACAAGACUCGAUGCUCCUCGAUUGGAAACCAAAUCCUUGAGUAGCUCUGCAUUACCACCCGGUUACCCUUCCGAUCGUCUGUCAGGAAGCAACAGGGACCAGAUCCUGAAACCAAAGCGGUCCCAUCGGAAAGCGGAUCCCGAUGCCGCUCACAGGCCGCGGAUUUUAGAAAUGGAUAAAGAAGAGAACCGGCGCUCCGUCCUCUUACCGAAGCACAGGAGACGGAGCAGCUUCAGCUCAGAGAACUAUUGGCGGAAGUCUUCCGAGCACGCCGAGGGCCCCGCCGGCGCUGAGGGGGACAGCAGCCCGGCCCGCAAAGUCAAGAUGAGGCGACACUGAGGGGGCCAGCUUUUUUUUUUUUUUUUUUCCCCUUCUCUCUCUCUCUCUCUCCAAAAGACUUCUGAGCUGCAGAAACCAGCCUCUCCAUUCUGUGAAAACUCUUUUUUUGGCUAUUUCUCAUAUAGCUUUUUCUUUUGUUUUUUUAGGGCUGAAGAAAAGGAUUGGCACAAGAUCCAGAGUAAUUUUUCUUUUGUUUCCCUAAAGGGAAACACCGUUAGAGGCGUUUGCUGCUGGAGCCGGUCAUAUACCACCGGUGACCGUGGGGUGGUCUGACCGAGGGUCACCUGGCCCCCCACAGAGCAGACGUUAAAGCUGUGCCAGCUAUGUGUUUGUUUAAACACCAAAAAUGUUUAACUGUUUCACUGCUGAGGAUUCAAGAAGUUUUGGUUUUUUUUCCUUUAAGGGUAAAUUUUUUUUUUUUAAUGUUCUAAAUAUAUUGUUUGACCCCAAAAGCUGAGACUUGGUCAUGGCCUCUUAGCUUUACAGUUUAACCUCUCAAAGGGGCUGCUAAAACUCCUAGCUCAUCAGUGGAGCUCGUGUCCCAAGCUCCCCUCAAGUAAAGGGAUAGGAGCUUCAAGUUAGCAAAUAUCCUCUUCAGCAGCGGGCUUCAGAGCGCUGGGCUCACCUAAACAUUAGGAUGUUUUUUUGUCUUUUAAUCCUAUUGUUCUCCCCCCAUCCCUCCCCUAAAAAAAAAAAAAAAAAAAAAGAUUUGGCCUCUGGGCCCUCCUGUUGUACUCCCAGAUCUGUUUUGUCUCCAAAUAGGCAUUGGUCACACUUAGGAAGUUAGCUUAAGGUCUGGUUAAAAUGCGGAGUAGGCUUUCUAUCCUCCGAAGGGACAGAAGUAAAAUUUACCUCCACAGACCCCUUCUCUUAAAUUAGAAGGUCUUUAUCUCCAACUUUCAACCGUAUAUGUGGGUGUAUGAACAUGUUGGACAAGUCAGAAACUUUGGUAAGCUAAUGGGUGAAAACCACCCUCAAAGCCUAGGGAGGUUUUUUUUGGUUGUUGUUGGGAUUGUGGGGCUUGUUUUGCUUCUCCCCCUUCUUCUGAAGAGCUCACCACACUGCAUGUUCAUCCCUCUGAAUCUCACCCUCAUUCUUCACCAGGUUGGCUGGCUAGUAGGACUCUUGCACCUCGAUCUCUGUACUAGAGAGGGGGCGGGCAUGGAGCUGGGGAAAGAGAAACUGUUAUUCUCUCCCAACUCCUCCCCAGUGGCUGGGAUGGUCCUUUCCCACCACGGUGACAGCGGCAGAGAAAUCCCCUCCACCUGUUUGAGCACAGAGGUGCCCUGUGCCAGUCGAACACUUUCUCUGAGUGUCUGGGGAACAGGACUCGUUCUUGGGCUGAGAUAGUUUGGAGCGGUGAUUGUCUCUUUGGGAAGCAGAUGUAUAGCCUUCCGACUCUAGCGGAGAAGGAAAGUGUGAGUCACUGAGGAUGGUUUGUUAGGUUAGAAUAAGUAAAGGGAAGGGCUCUUUAAGAAUACUACAGAUUUUUUUUUUUCCAAACAGGCCCGCAGGACUCUCUCUUCUACUCCUUUAUAUUCACUGGCCUGUUGGCUCUAAAGAUAAACAAGAAGGAAAGCCCACCUUCUGGCAUUAAAGGGUUAAUCUUGUUUUCUUGGGAUUUUUGUUUUGUUUUUUAGGCUUGGUCCUGAUCUUUCUGUUCCGUCUUAACUUGCCUGAGGCCUGAAAGUUGUGGAGGUUUGGGGUCUGGUAAUAAAUUUAGAACCUUCUUUUAAACAAACAAAAAAAAAUUAAAAAUAAAAAAAAAAUUUGAUUCCUUGAAUCUGGACUUCAGUACUAAAGCAGUUUUAUUUUAUUUUAAUUUUUUUUACAGCUUUUUCCUCCCCUUCCCCCCUCCAAAAAAAAGUUAUUUGUAGUUUUGUGUGUUCAGCACUUUGCUAUGAUCUGUGUGCUUUACAAUAAAAACAAAAUCUAAUAUAUUUUGAAACACAUCGUC